Messenger RNA from Schizosaccharomyces octosporus yFS286, 1685 nucleotides. Its product is annotated as UDP-galactose transporter Gms1. Gene Ontology annotation, molecular function: UDP-galactose transmembrane transporter activity. The transcript has 2 exons. Gene Ontology annotation, biological process: pyrimidine nucleotide-sugar transmembrane transport. The coding region runs from base 261 to 1337 and encodes 358 amino acids. Gene Ontology annotation, cellular component: Golgi membrane. The record is from RefSeq and is a predicted model, not a curated record. Lineage: Eukaryota; Fungi; Ascomycota; Schizosaccharomycetes; Schizosaccharomycetales; Schizosaccharomycetaceae.
AUGCGUUAUUUUACUUAACGUAAUGGAAUGCAGUCUUUUUGAAGUGGAGUAUUCAACUAAGCUUUGGGGGAUUGAGGUAAUCCAAAGUUGGACUCCACCAACUGUGUCAGGAUUCGAGUUCCUUUUUUCAUUCUUUCCUCGAUUCAUUGUUUACAGAGAACCUGCUUCUUCUCUGAAGUAUAUAAAGUAUUUUGGUGCUAUUUCUAAAGGUUAAAAGUGACUUGAUUUUCAAACAAGUUUUAGGAUAAUAUUCUCUCAUCAUGGCUGGCAAAGGUGAUGAAGUAAAGUUUGGAGGCAUUCCUAUGAAGUACAUAGCUCUUGCAUUGCUGACAAUCCAAAACAGCGCUCUUAUUCUGACUUUAAAUUAUUCUCGUAUUAUGCCCGGUUAUGCUGAUAAACGGUAUUUUACCUCUACGGCUGUUUUGUUGAACGAGUUGAUCAAGUUGAGUGUCUGUUUCGUCGUCGGAUACUAUCAAUUUAGAAGAAAUGUUGGUAGUGAGGCUCGUUUGAGAACUUUCUUGCCUCAAAUUUUUGGUGGAGAUAGCUGGAAGUUGGGCAUUCCUGCUUUCCUCUAUACAUGCCAAAACAACUUGCAAUACGUGGCUGCUGGUAACCUUUCAGUCGCUAUUUUUCAAGUGACCUAUCAGUUGAAGAUUCUUACCACUGCAAUUUUCUCGGUCGCCUUGCUCCAUCGCAAACUGGGUCUUACAAAGUGGCUUUCUCUGUUCAUUCUUACCGGUGGUAUCGCCAUUGUGCAAUUACAAAAUUUGGCUUCUGAUAGUAAAUCACCUGUCAGCUCUUCUAUGAAUCCAUUGACAGGAUUUACUGCUGUUCUUAUCGCUUGUUUAAUAAGUGGUUUAGCUGGAGUUUACUUUGAAAAGGUUUUGAAGGGUACAAAUCCUUCUCUAUGGGUCCGUAAUGUUCAACUUUCCUUCUUUUCUAUCGUUCCCUGCAUAUUCACAAUCCUUGUUAGCGAUUACUCCAACAUUACUCAAAAGGGGUUUUUCUAUGGUUACAACCCUGUCGUUUGGUUGGCCAUCUUACUUCAAGCAUUUGGCGGUAUCAUUGUAGCACUAUGUGUUGCUUUUGCUGAUAACAUUAUGAAGAACUUUUCGACUAGUAUUAGCAUCAUCUUGUCUUCUCUGGUCAGUGUUUACUUGUUGGAUUUCAAAAUUACAUUUGCCUUUGUCGUUGGUGUGGGUCUUGUCAUUGCUGCUACAUUCCUAUACACGAAGCCCGAAAAAAAACCUGCCGAUCAAGGAAACUACAUUCCAUUAACUACACAAGAAGCUGCUUCCAGUGAAGCUGCUGCCGAGUCUAACGCACCCAAGAAUUAGGUGCACCACAGUUAUCAACUGUAUAAUAUCUUUAAUUUUUUUGUCUUGUUAUUCUCAUACUUGGUUGUUUUCCGUCUUCUUUGAUUUUUAACCCUAUCAAUUUCGGUGUCGCUUUUUCCUUACAGGAAAGGUUAUAUUCAUUUACGGAGUGAACUAACUGUAUCCCUCUUCUCAUAUGAUACAGGCCUCUGGAUUGGUUUGUAUUUAUAGUCGUGUAAAUAUGCUUUAUAAUAUUUAGUUUAAUGAUUCGUUCGGCAUUGGAUAGUUGAAUUUAUAAAAACCAUCAUUUGAAAUCUACCUACAAAACUAACUUGGUGUUCUAAAAAUGUUAUAAUAGUAGUUUCCCCA